This is a messenger RNA of Odontomachus brunneus, 2926 nucleotides long. RefSeq names its product smad nuclear-interacting protein 1. The transcript has 2 exons. The record is from RefSeq and is a predicted model, not a curated record. Gene Ontology annotation, molecular function: protein binding; mRNA binding. Gene Ontology annotation, biological process: miRNA processing. Gene Ontology annotation, cellular component: nucleus. Bases 260 to 1138 code for a protein of 292 amino acids. NCBI's taxonomy places the organism in Eukaryota, Metazoa, Arthropoda, Insecta, Hymenoptera, Formicidae.
CUAUUUGUCACCUUGCAACACCUCAACAGUGCUCGAAGUUAAAACGGAACGCUAUUAGCAGUAUACUUUCAUGAUGUCAUAGCGUCAGUAUUCGCAGUAAAUAAAGGAACGCACCUAGAAGUCUGUGGUGUCGAAGAUGACGAUCGAACUAAUAGUUUUGAGAAAUUCGCGCUACGAUUCAGAGCUGGGUAAUCGUUUGAGUUAGGUUAGAUCACCAGUUUAUUAACUUCAAAUUUAGUUUACAAAUAAACUAAACGAUAUGUGGCGACCUAGCCAUAACAGUAAUACAGAUCGAAGAGAUACACACAAAAACAGCAGGCGUGAGAGUAACAAUGAUUCUCAUAGAUCGCAAAAGGACAGAGAUAGAAAUCAUAGAAUCAUUAGGCGUGAUCACUCUAGGAAAGACGACGAUAAAAGAAAACACGAAAGGUCACCGUUGAGAAGAGAUAACGGACGUUCCAGGCAUAGGGAACACAAUGAUCGAAGCAGAAGCAGAGACAGGAAUGACUCUGGAAGGAGACGCGACGAUAAGCAAAAAAGGAACUCAGAGGAAGUGAGAGAAAGGAGGGAACCUUCUCCUGAAUGGGGAAAACCAAGCAUAAAAAAUGAGUCCAGUUUAAAAUCCCAAGAGAAAGAGAAACCUAAUUUUGAGUUGUCAGGGAAAUUAACAGAAGAAGUUAAUACUUUCAAUGGUGUAGUCAUAAAGUACUCAGAACCACAAGAUGCGAGAAAACCAAAACGCAGAUGGAGGUUGUAUACCUUUAAAGGAGAGAAAGAGCUCCCCACAUUGUAUAUCCAUCGACAAUCAGCAUAUCUUAUGGGAAGAGAUCGUAAAGUAGCUGAUAUACCUUUGGACCAUCCAUCGUGUUCCAAGCAACAUGCUGCACUGCAAUAUCGUUUGGUCUCCUAUCAAAAAGAAGGUGGUCUCGAGAGUAGAAGAAUACGGCCGUAUCUUAUCGACUUGGACUCAGCAAAUGGCACAUUUGUAAAUAAUGUGAAAUUAGAACCGAGGAGGUAUCAUGAACUAUUGGAGCGAGAUGUGAUACGAUUUGGCUUUAGUUCAAGGGAAUAUGUUCUCUUGCAUGAGCAAAGUAAAGACGACGACUUGGAUGAUGAUGUUCCUCUCACUGCUGGUUAGAGAAUCUUUCAUAUAAAAGAUGCUUCAGCAUUGAGGUGGAUUUGUAUAUAAACUGAUCUAGAAGAAACCGAAUUAAUUGGUCGAGAACUCAAUGGAUAACAUAUAUUCUUCCACUGGUUCUCAUGAAAAAUAUGGUUAACAGAAGAUCUCUUAAAAUUUGUCAUUGUAGAUCCCUGAAGAAGAGUUACAUACUAUAAAUGUUAUAUAUUAGUAAAAUGUAAAAUAUAGAAACUCUUCUUCUCUGAAAUUUUAUAAAAUAGUUUUUACAAAAUAGUUGUUUCUUGAAAAGUGUCUAAAAGUUGACUAGUCACUUUUGACUAUCUAUUUUUAUUUUGUACUCUCUGCGAUAUUGUUUUAGUACUUCAAUUCGUCUCAUUACUUUCAAAAUAAUUUACUAUAUAUAUAUGUUAUAAAUAAAUAAAUAUAAAUAUAUAUAUAUAUAUAUAUAUAUAUAUAUAUAUAUGUAUGUAUGUAUAUACAGAGUACUCCAAACUCUUCUCCAUAAUUUUUGUGAGAACGUAGAACGAAUUGAAGUUUUGCGAUAUUCGCAAUAAUAAUCAAAAUAUUAAAUAAAAAAAAAUUGGUGAAUAAUCACGCGUGAUAUGAUAGAUGAACCAUAAUGGUGUUGUGUGCUUGUACAUUAAAUCAAAUUGAGCCUUUUAUCAUUUUGCAAAUAACUACCUAGAUUUUUAGAUAUUAAUGAAAGAAAAUUGUUCCAUGAUUAUGCGCGAUAAUGUAGAAAUCUUCUUUAAUUAACAUCUAAAAAUCUAUAUUGUUAUUUGCAAAAUGUUAUACAACUUUUUAGGUUGAGUUUGAUCUAAUAUGUAAGUAUAUAACGGCAGACGGUGCCAUUAGAACUCAUCUACUAUAUCGCGCGUGAUGAUUCAUCAAUCUUCUUUAAUUAAUUAAUAUUUCGGGAUUUAUUGUGAAUAUUGCAAAACGGUACGGAACUUUUAUGUUCACUUUUCUAUGUUCUAUGUAUCCACAAAAAUGAGGAGAGUGUGACAUCCUAUAUAUGUAUGUGUAUAUAUAUAAAUCCUAAAUAUAUAAUGUUCAAAAAUUUCCGAGCAAGAUAUGUCAAGAAUGAAAAAUUUUAGAGAAAAAUAAAUAAAAAAAUUGUUAGAUAUCAAACACAUUAGAUGGACAUAUUAGACUUUGGAUUCCAAAGAGAGAUGGAUUUUGAGUCUUCCAAAUCAAAGUUUCCUUGAAUUUUUUACUAAGAUAUUCUAUUAUUUAUUGCAUAUUAUAGGUGCUGUUAAGAUGUUUAUGAAAUAUUAAUUACAAACGCUUUUUCUAUGAGAACUUUCAGAAUUAUGAAUCUGAAAUAUUUAAAUACCAGCAGCAUUAACAUUACUCAAGAUGUACCAUGUAGAAGUUGUCUAGAAUCCAACCAAAUAACUUGUACAUAGUGUAUCUUGAAUAAUAUUAAUACAAAGUAAAAGAACUUUUAUGUUUUUAAUAAUAUUAAUGCUACUAGUACUUCAAUAUUUAACGUUUUUGUAGGCUUAUUCCGUAACUUUUAUUGACAGUGUCGUUAUCGUUACGUUAUCGUUGCGGUAGGUAUACUACAUAGUAGAAAAGCUGUGCAACGUGCCAUGCUAGUGACAUUGUCAUUAGGAAGUUACAAAAUAGGACUGCAAGGUACUUGUAUCAUCCAUUUCUUUUUAAUAACGUCAGAAGCGUGAAAACAUACUAAAAAUUCUUGAAAAAAAUGACAUUUGGAAUCCAUUAAGCACACCUAUAAAAUAUUUUGCACCUUUUUUUGCUCUAUCAAUAAAUAAUCAUAAA